Girardinichthys multiradiatus is the source of this 2318-nucleotide messenger RNA. It is a transcript of the gene aldh3a2b, whose product is annotated as aldehyde dehydrogenase 3 family, member A2b. Gene Ontology annotation, biological process: aldehyde metabolic process. The coding region runs from base 200 to 1750 and encodes 516 amino acids. The record is from RefSeq and is a predicted model, not a curated record. Lineage: Eukaryota; Metazoa; Chordata; Actinopteri; Cyprinodontiformes; Goodeidae. The transcript is spliced from 11 exons. Gene Ontology annotation, cellular component: cytoplasm. Gene Ontology annotation, molecular function: aldehyde dehydrogenase (NAD+) activity.
AUGUUUUGGACCGCUGUGUCUCCUCUAAAACAAAAUAUAUCACAGUUUGGAAACCCUAUCAUUGCGACAUAAAGCGGUUGAUGCUGAAGUUCCCGCUGUAGCUGCGGGGAAAUAUGCAAACUGAGCCCUUCUGAAGCGACUCCGUCCUGCCCACGAGUGGGUGGAACCUAGCGGGGAGAGGAGGGCUGCUUCUGUCGGCAUGCAGUCAUUGUUUAGCCCCGCGGAUAAACGCACCAUCCAGGCUGCGGAGGACCUUAAAUAUCCCUCUGAAAUUAUAAAGAUGUCUCGAGAGCAGCAGGCGGUGGCUCGGGCCAGGAAAGCCUUCGAAACAGGACGGCCCAGAUCUCUGGAGUACCGGAUCCUCCAGCUGAAGAACCUGCAGCGGUUAUUUUUAGAAAAGCAAAAAGAGAUCUCAGAUGCCAGCAAGAAAGAUCUCAAUAAAAGCGAAGUGGGGACACAGCUGUUCGAAACUCUGGGUCUGGAGGGGGAGAUCAGCCUGGCCAUCCAGAAGCUAAAGGAAUGGGCAGCCCCCCGUCCUGUAGAGAAGAACCUGCUGACCCUCUCUGACACGGUUUACAUCCAACCUGAGCCACUGGGGGUGGUGCUAAUUAUCGGGGCCUGGAACUACCCGUGGGCAGUCACUAUUCAGCCACUCAUUGGAGCAAUCGCAGCAGGUAACGCAGCUGUGGUGAAGCCGUCAGAAGUCUGUGUUCACACUGCAAAAGUCAUGGAGGAUCUCUUGCCACUUUAUCUCGACAAGGAGCUUUAUCCUGUAGUGACGGGAGGAGUUCCAGAGACCCAGGAGCUGCUGCGGCAGAGAUUCGAUCACAUCUUCUACACCGGCAACAGUAUGGUGGGCAAAGUGAUCAUGGAAGCCGCUGCCAAACACCUAACACCCGUCACCCUGGAGCUGGGCGGCAAGAGCCCCUGCUACAUCGACAAGAACUGUGACAUUAGCAUAGCCUGCAGACGGAUCACCUGGGGAAAGUACACAAACUGUGGUCAGACCUGCAUCGCCCCAGACUACAUCCUCUGUGAGCCCAGCAUUCAAGACCGGGUCAUCGAGGAGGUCAAGAAGUCCAUUAAGGAUUUCUACACGGACAAUCCAAAGACCUGCCCUGAUUAUGGCCGCAUCAUCAACCAGCGCCACUUUAAGAGGAUCAUGGGUCUGUUGAAGGACAGCACAGUGGCUGCAGGAGGAGACAACGAUGAGUCAAACUGCUUCAUUGGUCCCAUUGUUCUGCGGGACGUGAAGCCCGAGGCCGCUGUGAUGCAGGAGGAGAUUUUUGGACCUCUGCUUCCCAUCCUUCCUGUCAGUGGCCUGGACGAGGCCAUAAAGUUCAUCAACAAGGGAGAAAAACCUCUGGCUCUGUAUGUUUUCUCUGCAGAUGAGAAGGUGAUCAAUAGAAUGAGAGAUGAGACGUCCAGUGGAGGAUUCCUGGCCAACGAUUGUCUGGUUCAUUUUUCUGUCAACUCGCUGCCAUUUGGUGGAGUGGGGAACAGCGGCAUGGGCCGCUACCACGGCAAGUACAGCUUCGACCAGCUGAGCCAUCUGCGUAGUUGUCUCAUCAAAAAGCUGAAAAUGGAGGGAGUGAACAACAUGCGCUACCCGCCCCACACACCCAAGAAACUGGGCUGGGCCCGCUUCUUCAUCCUGAAGACCUUUGACCUUGGCUGGGUGGGGAGGAUGCUUCUCCUGGCCUUGCUGGCCGUUGUGGCGGCUGUUCUGCUUCAGAAAUGUUUCCGCUGAGAACAUCCUUCCCUCUUCAAGAGAAACGUCUAGUAUAUUGCUGUCUUCCUUUGUUGCCUGAAAAGGAAAAAAGAUCAAAGUAAAUAUAAAACAAAUCAUAAGUCCAAUCAGCAUCUUCAAUAAUAUGUAGGGCAUGCUUGACUGCUGCCUUAAAUCCAUUCACCAUUUCAUUAACAAUGAUAGAAGUGUCGUUGAACUCGGUGUUGGAGGAAACUGAGUUUGUUUAUUCUCAUUUAUCUACGUUUGUAUUCAAUACGUUUUUUAUUAACCUGUCAGAGGUUUGCACACUUUGAAGGAUUUUAAGGCAUAUAAAAUGAAGGAAGCAGUACCUAAAUAGACUGAUUCACUGUGGGACACACAGUAGAAAGAAGAAUUAAUGUUAAUAUUGUUUGUCCUUGGGUUUGGUUUCUGAAUCAAACAGAAUCACAUGAAGGAUAUUUUUACUUGGAUACAAUAAAUAUGAACAGAAGUUAAACAUUUCCUUUAUUAACAUUUCAAGAUCUUGUAAUUAAUAAUCAAACAAUAACCAAGUCUGUUUUAAUUAAUAUUAAAUAUAUUUCUACUUGUU